Molecule: messenger RNA, 2428 nt
Organism: Triplophysa rosa
Lineage: Eukaryota; Metazoa; Chordata; Actinopteri; Cypriniformes; Nemacheilidae
Gene: ccdc24
Product: coiled-coil domain containing 24
Exons: 11
Coding region: 359-1726 (455 amino acids)
Source: RefSeq, a predicted model, not a curated record
UCGACAUUUGGUACAGGAGUCAACCCACACUGCCUCGCCUGCUGGGAUCACCUUGGUCCUAGAAGCAUCCACAUAGCAGUUGGGCCCUGGGGGGAAAAGAGAUGAUUAGUGAGACUAUCCCGAGCUUCAUCCAAUCACAUGACUGCGCGAGCUCGUUUCCAUAACAGCAGGGGUGUUUACGUCCGGGAUACAGGAAGCGGCGUUUGCUCGGGCUGUCAUAUCCUCCGUUACUUCGAAUAUGCUUUUGGACACACGCGCCUGACCCAAAGUUAACUUCCGCUACUUCGCCUGCAGUAUGGACAAACUGAAUGCACAUCAGUGAUGAGUUUUUGUGCUUGGCUUUGGAAAUAGAGGCUUCAUGGACAAUUUCCAACGCCAACAAUCUGUGUGGAAUAUAGUGAAGGAACAUGUUCCCUAUUCCGAGCUUCCUGAGAUUCGAGCAGUCCUUGGAAAUACCCUGGUUGAUACGUGCAAAGACUUAUAUGCAGAGGUGGAGAUGUGGGAGAACAUUUGGCUGGAGAUCCAUUACUCUGAGCAGGGCAGCAGGCCAGAAACCCCAGCGUUCCCUCUGGCUGACCCCCCGGCUAUUAAAGAGUUGCUAAAGGCUGAGAUUCAACUGUUGCUGCUUACAUUGAGGAAAAGAGCAGCCAGACAUGGCAGGGACGCUGAGGAGAUCAUGACCCAGUACAGUCCCGCUGUGGUGAGUUAUGCACUGGGCAGCAGUAGCGCACAGAGGCAGAAGAGUCCCGACACCUGGUGUGAGACUGCCAAAUCACCUUCUAGACCCCCAUCAAGCUUGAGCGAGAUUGGGAGCAGAUCAUACUCCAGCCUCUCAUCUCACUCCAGCUGCGAGGACGAGAUCAGAGCUUUAAAACGCAAGUUAAACAUCACCCAUAUAGAUGAGGUGGUGUCCCAUCUCAGAUCCGUCCUGACUGAAGAAUAUGAUGUCAUGGAGAGAGAUGUGCGGGUCCUGAAGGAGAACAUAAUGAGAGCCAACAGGCAAAGAGGACCUGUGUCUCCUGAACCCACUGUAGCAGAACUCAAAGAGGAACGAAGGAUCAUUCAAAGAGAUCUGGAGGUCCAGAGUUUGAUGCGCAGCUCCUGUACCACAAACAGUCUGACUAUAAAAAAAACACAAAUUCAGCUCAGGGAAACACGUGAACUUGCUUCGUCUCCACAUAAUUCAGAAAGGAUGCCAGAUGCAAACCAUCAAACAGUUGCGUCUGGAAUUUACUCAUUUCAUUUGAAACCCUGUCCACCCGAAGACCACUUUAGGACGUCUGUUUCAUCCAAACAGAGAAAUCGACUCCUCCCGAGCUCUUCACCACCCCUAGUCUCACCCUCAGACACUACACAGCACAGAACACAAGAGCCAUGUUUAAAUCACGACCAUUCCAACCACGAAAAGUUGUUCUCCGGAAAGUCUAUAAACCUGAUAGACGGCAACAUCUCAAAUGUUGAAUUAAACUCCCUCAGUUCUGCUCUGGAACAUGGAGAUAUGUCCAAAAAGUACAGAGGGACUUCUGCCUUCAGACUAGUUCCAGCAGCCUCAGCCGGAGAGUCUGAAGCUGCCAAAGACCUCAUAAAGCUGGGGGUGACCAAAGACAGUGAACUUGGCCUUCUCCAGCCCGCUCCCCCUGCAGUGCAGAGAACAGCCAGCAGGGGGCUGAGGGGGAGCAGACGCUUGUGUGUUCCUCAGCCUGACAGUCUGCUCAGUUCUCUGUGACAUUUACAGGUCGUCCUGACAUGGUUUACUUUGUCAGUGUGACAUGUGAAAGCUGGUGUUUAAGGUAAUUCAAGUCAUUUGGCAGUAGUCUAUGAGAACUGAAUCACAUGGUACACAGUCACCUGAAAAUUGCCCCCUUAAAGUUUUUUUUUAUAAAUCAAAUUGGCUUUACAAGUAAUUUUAAGUUACUGGUGAGUUGCUGUCGUUUAAUAGUAGGAAGUUGAAAUUGCUCAACGUGAUAAGUUGACUUAAUGUAAAAACAUGUAAGAAAAUUGAAAUAGUAGUAAGUUGAAAUGACUUAAAGCCAAUUAAAAUUUUAAGGCAGCGAAAUAAGUGUUUCAGAAGUACAGAUACUAGUUUUUUUCUAAAGUAAAGGUAUAGUUCACACAAAAAUGAAAAGUCUGUCAUUUCAUUUCAAAGUCAUUUCAAACCUGUAUGACUUUCUUUCUUCUGCAGAACAGAAGAUAUUUUGAAGAAUGUCGGUAACCGGAUAACAUUGUUUGAUGUGCAUUGGUUUCGUGUCCAUACAAUAGAAGCGAAUGGGUAUCACCUUUGUUGCGUUACCAACAAUCUUCAGAAUGUCUUUUGUCUUCUGCAGAAGAAAGAAAUUCAUACAGGUUUGAAAUGACAAGAGGGUGGGCAAAUGAUGACAGAGUUUUCAUUUUUGCGUGAACUACUUUGUUACUUCAAAUUUGUUUACAU